GUCACACAUGGGGAUUGGGCGAGGGCAUGCGCACAUGGCAUGAGUCAGACCCAGGCCAGGAAGGUGUGGCCACAUGCGAGCUGGGAGACCUGGCCGAAACCAAUCAACCAAUCACGAUCGGGCUGGGCACCAUGCUUCAACAGUGGGCACCAGAUGAUGACAGAAGACUACGGCCACCGGGCCCACUCGGCUACCCUCAGAAGUAGACAAACGGGCUUGCCGGGCUCGAGACAUCUGGCAGAAGUAGCGACAGGAGGGACAGUCGAUCCGGCCUGGACAGAAGAGAUAGCCGGCAUCUGGACAACGCGUAACCUGGCCUGA
Molecule: messenger RNA, 321 nt
Organism: Protopolystoma xenopodis
Lineage: Eukaryota; Metazoa; Platyhelminthes; Monogenea; Polystomatidea; Polystomatidae
Source: the annotation of a GenBank genome assembly